Symbiodinium necroappetens is the source of this 2529-nucleotide messenger RNA. Lineage: Eukaryota; Dinophyceae; Suessiales; Symbiodiniaceae. The record is from the annotation of a GenBank genome assembly.
AUGCAGAUGCAGCUGGGUGGCCUGUUGGACAUGUUCGGCGACCACCAUGCAGGACACGUCGGCCUCGCACAGGGGAGCUUCCAGGUGCACGAUGACCACGAGACUCAGAUCGUGAUCUCUGCCGUUCUCCCUGGCUACGAGUUCGGUGCCGCGAGCGCUUCCAGCGAGAAGCCGCUGUCCGUGCGAGCCAUCCGCGGCAGGUCCCUGGUGAUCAGCGGCCGCCACCGGCAAGGACCCCUCAUCAGCUCCUGGCAGCGCGUCUUCUCGCUGCCGAAGGGCUCCGACGUGGGCCAUGUCUCUGUCACGUACAACUCCGGCACCGGCAACCUGACCGUGACCGUCCCACGCAGUAACGCAACAGUGGCAGAGGAGUCAGAAGGCGAAGAGAAUGUCGGGAUGGAUGACAUGCUGCCCCCAGCGCUUCAAGCGCUGCGGAGCGGGGUGCCGUUGCUGGUCGGGAACAUGGGCGCCCUCCAGGCGGGCGGAGGUGUCUUAACAAGGGGCCAAGACCCAGAGCGGUGGUGGAAGACUUCAGACUUCGAGUUAGAGGCACAUCCAAAGACUUGCAAGCUGUUCGUUGCCAGACGGCGAUGUGCAGCAUCCUUAAAUGCAUUUGCAGUGGUCACUGAUGAAAUGUUUCAUUCGCCAGUGGCAGCCGCGGCUGCGUGUUUGCAGAAGGGACAGCUAGUUCGAUGGAUGGAUGGAUGGAUGAUGAUGAUGAUGACGACAAUGACGAUGACUUUGCCGAUCUACAGGUCGAUACAUGGCGACGUUGCAACGGCCAUCGGCCAGCAGGUGGAGCAGAUGAUUCUGCAAGCCAAAAAAGACUCCGAAGCCCGUGUGAGGCACGAGCUCAAUGUCGCCAGAAGCCAGUUGACACAGAUGGAGUCACACAUCACCGAGCUGUCGGAGCGUGUCACCCGCUGCGUCCGAUUAAAUUCGGGAGGCACUGCCACUGGAGUGGAUCCGGCAAUGACGGUGGACCGUGCCUUUUUGAGUCAGAAGAUCAAGCAGCUGGAGCAGAAGUGGGGUUCCGAGGUCAAGGCCCUGAAGCAGGACCUUCAUCGAACGAUCCUCGCUCACAACCACAACUCGGACCUGAUGCGUCAUCACCGAGACGCGUUGGACGAGGCACGCCGGAAGUUGGACAGCCAACCGGCCCCAAAGGCCGACCAGGUUGACGCGCAGAUCGACAAAGUGGACCGAAUGCUGCGUGCCGGCGCCGCCAAGCAGCGGGCGCUGGAUGCCCUGACCGAGCGCCUCACCCAGCUGGAGACGCAGGCGGCCCAGAUGUUCCCGGCGGCACCUGGUUUUGGCACAACCGCGGUGCCACCAGGCCUGUCGGCGGCACCGGCCGCUGCGGUCCCGAAGAAGCCCGGAAAGAAGGAUGGAGACCUGCCGAGCGAGCUGGAAGUCCGAGCGCACUUGGAGAAGGCUGCCCUUGGACAAGGCAGCAGCUUCAAUGCGGAGGCACCCGUCUUCAUUCCUCGUGGGGCAGUGGAUGUGGAGGCCCCAAAGGCCGCUUCGAUCCCAAAAGCGGAUGCAGGCGCUCCGAUCACCCUCCCUGUGCCAGCGGGAAGCUUGGAGGUGCUCCCAGAUGCAGGCGAGAAGGAUGUGGCCUUGAUCCUAGGUCUCGAGGAUGUCUUGGGUCAGGUCUUCGGACAGUUGGACCAAAUGCAUCCGAGGAACCAUCUCCCGGCGGCCAGACAAGUCCCCGAGGAUGCAGUCGUGAAUUUAGUCGGCUGCUUCGCCGAGUCACAGCUGGAGCAGGUGAAGCUGAAAUACUACGGUGAAGAAAACGCAGCGAAUUUUGCAGCCAUGUACUGGCAUGCGGAGACAGAUCAUGUGCCCUACUUCGCCAUGGCGCGGCACGGUGUGCCCCUGGGCCAUGCCUUCACUGCUGCGGGCUUCCUCCACGAGAAGGAGGUGCCCCAGUGGGGCGUCUAUGACGGCUGCGGUUCGCCCUGUCAGGACGACGAGGAGAGGUGGUGCGGCUGCUCCAACGAGGCCGCCCGAGGCUUCAGCAACCACGCGUGCGCGGAGGGCGAGAAGCGCUUUGCGGUCUACAAGAUUGGUGCAGCUACCACGUCCGAGCCGUCGGUGGCGCCUGUGGCUAACGCCUCGGAGGCCAUGCCGGGAGAGGCGAUCCAAGAAGCCGGCGAGGCAACCACGUCGGUGGCGAGUGCAUCUGCUGCGCCGGCUGCUGCAGGUCAGCCCUAUUGGAAGCUGACGGACGAAAAUGAAGGCGACCAGUCCAUUGAGGUGGUCGUGCCCAAGGGCACGGUGGCCUCAGCCAGUGGUUCCGAGGUCCUCCUCUUCAAUGCCACAGGUACUGAGCCGCCUGCUGAGCAGCCUUCCGAGACCGAGCAGGAGAAGACUCCGAUUGGGAAGGUGAAGCUCCCCGUCGAGGUGUCCAAAGAGUCCUGCAAGCUCGGUGGCGCUGCCAAAGACGGCGGACAGGUGCUCCGGUGCAAGCUGGAGCAAGAGGACGUGCGUGAGGUGCCCAUCAAGGUGAUCGAUGAGCUCUGA